Cladocopium goreaui is the source of this 1516-nucleotide messenger RNA. NCBI's taxonomy places the organism in Eukaryota, Dinophyceae, Suessiales, Symbiodiniaceae. The record is from the annotation of a GenBank genome assembly.
GUUCUUCUCGGCCCGUCCCGUGCCGGGCCCGAAGAACGGCGGUCGGCUCCAGUCAUGUCCUGGGUGGACUUUUGGCCGGGAAGGUAUGAACUCUCCAAAAAAUUGGCGAGUUUAGAGCAAGAUGAGAUUGGCCCUCAGGUACGAUGUUGCCCAUUUCCGCUGGCAACACCUGCAAUGGACUCUGUUUUGCAGGACCCCCAGCUUCUGAUGAUCUUAGUCGCUGCAGCCGGCCUUCCUACUGCGCGCGCCUGCCGCGCUGCGCGAAAAGCUUUAGGGAAGGAGCUGAGAUCUUCAAUGCCUGUACUUUACGCCAGUGCGAUGCCUUCCAUCUACGUCUUUGGCGGUGCUUGCAGGAACUUAGGCGUGCUGAGCAACGUCAUGCGCCUGGAUGCCGGCGGCCAGCAGUGGCAACAGGUGCCCGCCAUGCCGUCGGCGCGGCGGCUCUGUAGCGCAACGGCGUGUAACGGUUGUCUCUAUGUUUUCGGAGGCGAGGCAGUGAGCCUCAUUCCGGGGGCGGGUUUCAUUCCCAACUCCUUGAACAACUUGGAUGGGAUGCUGAGAGACUAUAUGCAGCUGGAUAAUGCUGAGCGCUUCGACCCUUUGCAUGGAACUUGGGAGGUGCUUCCAUCGAUGCCAACGUCGAGGGCCGGGUGUGCAGCCACCACAGCAGACGGGUUGAUCUACGUCUCUGGAGGACGACUAGGAGAGACUGUGCUGAAUGUUUUCGAGCGUUUCGACCCUGGCAUCGAACGUUGGGAAGUCCUUCCAAGGGUGCCCACGUCUCGCAGUGGCUGUUCCAGCGCCACUGUGAAGGGACGAGUCUAUGUCUUGGGCGGAAAAUGUACCAACGGGCGUGUGCAAGGCGUCUCAGAGCGCUUCCAUCCCAGUUUCGGCCGAUGGGAAAAGCUGCAGCCAAUGAUAUCCCCCCGCUCAGCUUUUUCUGCAGGUGUCAUUGCAGACGUGAUCUACGCCGCAGGAGGUUUCAACGGUGCCAUUGGCCUUGCGAGCGUAGAGCGCUUCGACCCUAUCUCUGGAGUUUGGUCGGAGACCGUGGCCAUGAACACGCCGCGCGUGGGGGGUGCAGCAGCCGUCACGGGAGGCUGCCUCUACGUGUUUGGUGGCAAAUCCACUGAGGACCUUGCCCUGGCCGGAGAAUCCUUUGAUCCUUUGAGACAAGUUUGGGUGAAGAUGCCAGCCAUGGAUGAACGACAAGUUUAUUGUGCUGGGGCGGCAGCUGUUUGUGCUUGCUCGCCUUUCUCAAGUGACUGCAUGGAGCUUUACAAAGAAAGCUUUUGCCGAGACAAGCGGCUUUGAAUCAGAGGGGCUGCGGCUUGCCCAAAGCAACAAAAACAGAUACUCGGCCCAAACAUAUGGCAUAGGGCAUCUCUUCCGCCCCUGAGCUUCCGAAGAAGGAGCAGGAGCCUCUCUGCUUGUUUCGCCAAUUGAACUUCCGCAUGGGGAUCAGUGUGGUUUGAAACGGGUGACCCUUGACAGACGGCCUGAGUCAUGAAGUCAC